AUGGUUAGUGUGGUCAUUUGGUCUUGUGGUGUUUUGGAACGUAAUAGUAACACGUUCUUGAGCGGAUUUCUAGAUACAACGUCAAUGAUCGAUGUUGUAGCUGGAACAGUAAGCAGAAUCAAGCCACAGCCAGGAAUUGAUGGCCAGGAGGUUGCUGGCCGUGCUGUUGCUGAUGCUGAUGCUGAUCAUGUGGCUGCGAAGGGUAGCGAACCAAAACUGGCUGGCCCUGAGGAUACGACUGUCUCGAGGAGGUGGGCGUGUUGUUAG
This is a messenger RNA of Penicillium crustosum, 267 nucleotides long. RefSeq lists its product as uncharacterized. Bases 1 to 267 code for a protein of 88 amino acids. The record is from RefSeq and is a predicted model, not a curated record. The transcript is spliced from 3 exons. NCBI's taxonomy places the organism in Eukaryota, Fungi, Ascomycota, Eurotiomycetes, Eurotiales, Aspergillaceae.